AAGACUUUUCAGAAGAUGCCAAAGUUUUGGAGAUGGCAAUGGGAAUUGAAUGCUGUGGCCUUGAAACCAUCAAUUCAGUUCCAAGGGAGCCAAGGGCACAUCACGAUUCCUAGACCUGACUGCCCAACAGAAGUGCGAACAUUUACCUUUUACCUUUCAAAUAUUGGCAAGGACAGCCCCCAGGGGAGCUUUGACUGUAUCCAGCAGUAUGUAUCCAGCAGUGGGAAUAUCCAGCUGGACUGUCUUGGAAGCAUACAGGAUAAAAUCACUGUGUGCGCUACUGAUGACUCCUACCAGAAGGCAAAGGAGAGCAUGGCACAAGCUGAGGAGGAAACUCGCAGCCGAAGCGCAAUAGUCAUUAAACCUGGAGGGCGAUACAUGGGCAAGAAGGUUCAGGUGCGUAAACCGGCACCAGGAGCUUCUGAUGCUGUUCCCUCAAGGAAGCGCCCAACACCAAUCAACCUUGCCAGUGCAAUAAAGAGAGGCAAUAGUGCGAUUUCCCAGAGACCCUUCAGAGAUAGGGUUGUGCACUUACUGGCACUAAAGCCCUAUAAGAAACCUGAACUUAUUCUCAGAUUGCAGAAGGAUGGACUUUCCCAGCAGGACAAGGAUUUGCUGGACAGCUUCCUGCAGCAGGUGGCAAAUCUGAGUGCCAAGGACAGCACUUUUACAUUGAAAGACUGCAUGUACAAAGAGGUGCAGAAGGACUGGCCUGGCUACUCUGAAGGAGAUCAGCAGCUACUGAAGAGGAUACUUGUUCGGAAACACUGUCAGCCCCAGAACAGCAGCAGCCUUCCAGCGGAUGCUUCUUCCCUUAGUCCGCCAAAAGACCACACGAACUCUGCGUCGCCACCGCAGGUGGGUGGCAAACCACUGGGAUCGAAACGCUCCCAGCCCCUGGAGUUCAUCGAUCUGCCAGUCAGCAAGAAGUCGAGGAUAUCGCACCUGGCCCACAGAACUCAGCCCACUUUCAAUGGGAAACUCAACUCCUCCAACGGGAAAGAGGCGCCUGCUCCAGCCGUGCCAUCAGCUGCAGCUGAUUCCACUGGCUCCAGCUCCCACUUGCCGGUUUUGGAGCUGCCGCGGCCUCACGACCCCCUUUCGGAUGUCAGCAAUGACCUGAGUCACAACGGCAGAGACUGUGAGAACCCCGAGGCAGCUGACAGACUGGCGAAUCCUUUGUCAACAGACUGUGCCCAAACCAGCAAGCUCCCCUCUAGCUCCUUGCACGUGAAAAGCAAGAAAAAAUCCAAAAAGCACAAAGAGAAAGAGAGAAAAGAGAAGAAAAGCGAUGAGAAGUGCAAAGAGGAGAAGCAGGACUGUGAAGCAAUCAAGAACGCUGGCUUAAUCGGUGCCCCCCAGGAUGUCCCAGGUUUAAAUGGAACAUGCAAUAACUCUACUGUACCAACGUUAACUUCAGAAAUGCCUGAUUAUUUAUUGAAAUACGCAGCCAUUUCCUGUUUGGAGCAGCGUCAGAGCUACAAGAACGACUUCAACGCAGAGUACAAUGAGUACAGAGACUUGCACGCCCGGAUAGAAAGGAUAACCCGCCGAUUCACACAGCUGGACUCGCAGCUAAAGCAGCUUUCGCAGGGCUCGGAAGAAUACAAGACUAUCCAUGAUCAAAUUUUACAGGAAUACCGGAAAAUUAAAAAGACGAACCCGAAUUACAGUCAGGAGAAGAACCGCUGCGAAUACCUCCACAACAAACUGGCUCACAUAAAAAAAUUGAUAGCAGAGUAUGACCAACAGCAGUUUUAGUCCUGGCUCUAGGAUCUGGACAGGGAAGGGUAAAAACAUUGACCUGGACAUUACUGCCCCUUCCACAACAAGCCGGGAUUCCUUUUGGAGAGGAGCACUAAGGCCUCAUAGCUGGAAGAACUUGGGGAUGAUUUGUGAUGGCGAAUUGGCCCGAGCCAGGGAGCAGUGCCCGGCAUGGUCCUCUCAAGCAUCCCCUCUCCAAACAUUGGAAUGUACAAAAGGAAAAUCUGCUGUUUUUUUUUUUUUGUUUUGUUUUUUGAAGCCAGCAUUUGACACUUAAGGGAAAACUCACCCCAGGCAAACGCAACUCCCAAAGGUAAAGAGCUGGUGGUUUUCUCAGAUUCAGGUUUGGAGCGGCGUGGAGCUGUCCCAGCCCGGCACUGCCUGUUCUGUUCUGUUCUGCAAAUGGCGAGGAACUGGAAUGCUGCUAGGUUACCACCUCCUCCUCCGGCACCCGCGACUGUUCCUGUGCAAGCGGCUCAAGCUCCGCACACGAGCAGCGCGAGGCCUGGGGGAUUUGGAUGGAUCGUCCUGUCCAAUCUGCGCCCGCCGGGCCGGGUGUCGGCCGGAGGAGACUGCGCUGCCCCUGGAGUCUAGCGCUGAUGCCAGAUGCCUCAUACCUGGAACCUUUCCUGCAGCGCACGCUUGGAACGGGUGGCACAGACUGGGCCGACCGCUGCGGUGUGUGAGGCCGGAAGCCGGAGACCUGCCCGUCUGACUUUUUUCUAGUUUUAUACCAAGACAGCCAAUUUUAUUAAUUGCUAAUGAGACUAUGGUCUAUUUUUGUAUAAAAAAAGAGCAUCUUUUCUAAACCUGUGCCUCCCUUUUCCUUUUAGGCCAAGUGUUUCCAAACCUGUCCUGUCUCUCGCUGCAGUAUUACUAACGCUGGUUGGUAGCUACCCAGAUAAGUUAUUUUGUUACUGCAGUGACCUGCCGGAGGGGCUCGGAUGGGUGCUGUUCUGUUCUGUUUUGUUCCGUUUUGCACAUUUCCAAAGAAGCUGCAGCAGUGAGUCGGGUGCCGGAGCAGGUGCCUGAGCCUGCCGUGGCAGCCAGCUCCCAUGUCCACGGCAGUCCCUGGCGCUCGUGCUCCGUCCCCCCUGCUUUGUUGCAGUCUUUUCUCUCUGGUGGCAUGAGGAACUAGCCCACAAGCACAGAGGUGCCCUCUGUACCACGGUCUGUGCCACUCUGCUCCUGCCAGCCCUACAGCGUUUCGUUCCUUCCCUCUUCCACGUCGCUCGGAGCCGAGGGUCCUGCCCACUGCCUCGAGCGCUGGCAGGGAGGAGGAAGGAAGCCAGCCUUGGGUGGUCAGAGACUCCCUUUGCUCCACUGUCCCUGGGGCCUCAAGUCCAUCAGAUGCGACGGUUCCGCAGAGACGGGGCUUUUGCGGUGAGGGCUGUUGGCUUGUCGCCUGGGGCAGCCGCUGCUGGAGUUGUACAUAGUUUUUAAAGUGUUUGGUGUUCUCUUCCCUGCCUUGUCCAGACACGAGCAGGAUCCUAGCGCAUCUCCACCCCGCGCUCCCUCCCCCGGGAUCUUGGCGUUCCAUUGUCAGAGAUGGACGAGUGCCGAAGAGAGCAUGUCCCGCGGCUCGAGCCGUGUUGAGCACGCUAGCUCCAGCACAGUGGUUCUCCAGCCAUGCUCUGUGGACAGCCAGCUGGCCACUGAGCCCCUCCGGCCGGCAUCGCAAAGGCCUGACAGUGAGGGGAUCAGUGAGGAGCUGGGAGAGAGAAGGGCCCACAGGGCUCUGCUCCCUGCAGCAGACUGGUCCCUGCCAUUUAUUCCUCCUUCAGAUCACGCCAUAGGAUAAAGUCCUAGCAAGCAUCUGAAGUCUCGAGGAACACUUGGCUCGCACCAUUCCCCUGCCCCGAGAGCUUGUUGGAGCCGCGUAGGGCAGGGGAAGGCAGGUCCUGGCAUAGGGGCCAGCUGUCUGUCCGCAGCAUUACGCAUCUCUGGGCGCUUCCCUGUGGCGAGGAGAGUCGAUUCCAAGCGAAAGCUUCGGUCCCAGCAGGGUGGGUCUGCAUAUCCCCCCUUCCACAUCAAAUCUGGCAGGCGUGGGAGGCGUUUGGGUUCUGCUGCUCCCCACUAGCACCAGUGUCAGGGGAAGGCCCCAGCAUCCCUGUCUGCGCUUGGAUCCUGCUCCUGUCGGGCCCCAAAGCCCUGCUGCCCCACGUCCGCGUGGACGGCACUGGAGUCCAGACGUGUCGCUGCCUCCCUGCUCCAGGGCUCCCUCCCCCUUGUUUGCAGACAUAGGGUCCGUGCCUGGAAAGCUCCUGUGGUCCCUUGGGCAUGCCACGAGAGCUUCCCCGCCAGCUCGGUCAGCGCCAGCCUUCCCUGCGGUGGCAGGAAGCCGCACCUUCCUGGUGACAGCACGAGAUCUGUGCCACGAGGCACCAUCUCCUGAAGUCCCCAGAGCCUGGCUCGUGGUGUUGGCACGUGUCGGUCAGCAGAGACGGUGUCUGUACAAACGAGCCCAGGUCCGUUUGCUCUCGUGAGCAGAAGGAACCGCAGACCUCGAGUGGCCGAAGAGGCGGCCGUUCGGCCCCCGAGCUGAACAGAUUCUUCCGUGGAAACACUUCUUGUUCUGCUCCUUCGUGUUUGGAAAGGGGUUUUUGCAAUUUUAGGGGGGGGUUGUUUUUUUGGAAGGAAGGAAAUGGAGAUGGAUCUCAAUCUUUAUACACCUGCUAUAAGAUAUUUUUGCAAACAGAGUUGUAUACGGAGAUGUAUUGUGUACAUUUACAUGUAUAUUCUGGAACUUCUAAAAAUUGGAAUAUAAAACUGAAAAUAUUUAAUGAAUAUCCAAACUGUGAGACCCAAUUAGCAUUCAACUAUUUUCUGCUUCACUUUUUUUGGACUGUGUUAAAGAAACGUAGUCAAAUCUGCCUUUUUCUUUUCUUUUCUUUCUUUUUUUUUUACCUUUUAGCUAUUAUGAAGCUAGGCAAAUUUUGUGCUUUUUGGGUUAAUAGAAACCAGUUGUAGGUGACCUAAGUCUGAUCUAACUUAUUGAUCCCGUGUUUUCCUUUGUAAUAUUGUACUGUGGAUACAACUAUAUUGAGCCAUGGAGUUGGAGUUUACAAAGAGCUUUUCACUUUGCCAAAAUGUUACGAUUUCAAGGCAGCAGCAGAGUCUUCAGCUUGCCUCAUCUUUUCUUAAAAGAGCUAGUGUCCUUUUGUACACUAAAAAGCUGAAUGCUGAUUUUGCAACAUAUAAUAAAUUCACUGUAUUGGA
Alligator sinensis (Chinese alligator) is the source of this 4983-nucleotide messenger RNA. It is a transcript of the gene ELL, whose product is annotated as elongation factor for RNA polymerase II. Gene Ontology annotation, cellular component: transcription elongation factor complex. Bases 16 to 1761 code for a protein of 581 amino acids. Gene Ontology annotation, biological process: transcription elongation by RNA polymerase II; snRNA transcription by RNA polymerase II; positive regulation of transcription elongation by RNA polymerase II. The transcript is spliced from 12 exons. Gene Ontology annotation, molecular function: cis-regulatory region sequence-specific DNA binding. Lineage: Eukaryota; Metazoa; Chordata; Crocodylia; Alligatoridae. The record is from RefSeq and is a predicted model, not a curated record.